Messenger RNA from Linum trigynum, 2524 nucleotides. NCBI's taxonomy places the organism in Eukaryota, Viridiplantae, Streptophyta, Magnoliopsida, Malpighiales, Linaceae. The record is from the annotation of a GenBank genome assembly.
CCAGACCGCACCGUUUUCCAGCUCUAGUCCAGCCUGUUACAGAAGAAGGCUCGAUGAACAACCUUGAGUAGGCCCAUUACGCAGGAAAAAAACAACGGAGAGAGAAAUAGAGAGGUAAACUUGGAAUGACAAGUCUUUCGAUCUUGCAAAGCAAGCUACCUAAUAACCUAAAACCGCACCAAAACCUCUCUGAAACUGGAUAAAACCAGCGAGCGGAGCAGUUGCGUUGGCCGUCACUCUUGUUAGCGGGCUAGAGUUUUUGGGCUGUACUGGCGGGCUUGUAUGAUUUUGUUUGGCCCAUUGUUAUUCCAUUUUGUACGUAGAAGAGUUAGCAGGAGAACACUAGCCCUAGCAGGUACAUACGUGAGCUAGGGUUAGAGGGAAAUAUAUAUAUGUGAACCUGUAGAGUAUCGGACUCUCCCACACGAUUUUUCUCCUAAUCGCCCCCGCCGUCGUCCUCGAGUUCCAGCGCGAUUGAAAGACGGGAUUUCAUCAAUGGUUCAAUGGAAGCGCGUCGUUCAACAUGGAGCUCAGCUUGUCAAAUCGCGUCGUCUCCUGCUCCAUCCUUCUUCCUCUUCAAUGAGAUCACCAUCAUCCCUCGUGAAUCAGUUGGACCAUCGCACUCGCAGCAGAAUUCUAUCUGACCUCGCCGGACCAAGUGGUGCGAAUGCGAACCGUGCAUUUUCUGAUUAUGCAUCGGCGAAGAGCUCUCAGAUAGGAUCUGCCGACCUGUUGAAGUUCCAGGAAGAACUGCAAUCAAACCUGUCCAAUUUCCAGUCCGAAAUAAUCAAGUCUCAGGAAAGCCGUUUUACCACGAUGGAAGUUGACUUGGCAAGGAUGCAAGCUGAUAUAAACAAAAUUCGCGAUGAUGUGUCGGGUGUAAGAUGGUUCGUAGCCACCAUAGGGUAUUUAUUAUGGGCCGGAGUCACUGUCUCCCGUUCCCUUGAGAACAGGAAAAUAGAUCAGACCGGUGUAGACUUGUAAGAAUAGUCUAAUCCAUGAUCUGUAUUAUAUGAUGUUUAGAUCUUUCGGUUUGGUCUGAUCUAGAUCGCAGUUUACCGGCUCAAACCGUGGACCCAACAGACUUCUCAAUAUAUAUUAGCAGCCCACUCGAAAACUUUCUCAACUCCCCAACAAGAUCUAAGUCUCAACCUCAAUUUUGAUAAUAUUAUCUUUCUUUCAUUCACAACCACAUUCUAUCGGAGAAUAGGGAGGAUCAUGUCUCCAUAUGACAUUCUAUUAAUGUUAUGAUUUAUGACAUGUGACGUUAUGAUGCAAGUUGGGAUGAUUUGAUUUUGAAUCUUUGUGAUAACUGAAAUUUAGGUUGUCAAAAUUAUUCAUUCAUGUUGGAAUUUAUGUUCUAAGGCAAAAUAUAAUUGUUUUCUCGAUUUGGUUCAAAUUUUGGUAUGAUUGAUUAAAUAAAUUGUUCAUUUUUCAUUCAAUAUGGUCUAUCGUACCAUACCAGAUCGCACAGAUGUGGUUUGAUAUGGACAGUGUAGUAUGUGGUCUGGUCUCCAAUCUAUACUCCAGCCUCUUGGUCUGGACCGUAGACCAUAUAUAUAAUAUGAUCUGGACAAGACCACACCGUUUUCCAACCCUAGCUACUAAGACAACGAAUAGAUGAAGGAAUCGAAUGGGAACUAGAUGUUUAUCCCUGUGGAUUUUGUUGUAUGCCCUUUUUUUGUUAACCUGCUUAGAUGCUCUUAGCCUGGUCGUGCUGUUGAUAAGUUUCAGUAGUAUUCUAUCAGAUCAUCUUUGAUAACUAAAUAGCUUUCAUGAGUCUGUAUGAAUGAUUUGCAAAUGCUGGAUACAAUGUAUCAAUAGUAGUUAGUAAAGUUUCGAGCAAAUUGUGAAAGUUGUUGGCUGAAAUUUUUUUUUAAAUUCUUUGAAAAUGUGUUAGUUUAUCGUUAGUCUAACUCUAAACAUGUUGAAUACCGUUAUCACCUUAAGUGUACUACAGUUAUCUCGCAUAAAAAUUGAAUUGUGCUAUUUCAAAGUUUUCUCAAUUUUAUUUUCCUAAAUUUUGAUAACCUUUAUUUAAUUAUUAUGAGAUGAUAUAUUGGAUCAUGAUUUAUGAAAUGGUUAAUAAAGGUUUAAUAGGCAAAAUUUUCAUUUUGUGUGAAAAUAAUAGUGAAAUUUGUUGCAAUAGGAUUUAAUAACCAAACUUAUGUUCGUUGAGGUGGAGUGGAAUGGGUUAUUGAGAUGAUGGAUGAGUUACUAAUGUAUGAGAGUGAUUUUUAGGUUAAUACAAUCAUAAUCUUUUAUUUUGUGGAUUGUGAUAAAUAAAUAAAAUAUUCAGCACCAGUACCAUAAGAAAAAUCGUACACUAAAUUGGAUGGUAGGAUUUGGAUCGUAUUAAUGACGAUAAUAUAAUGGUUUGGUCCGAUCCAAAUGUAUACUAGUUUUUAUACUCAUGAGUUUAAUUGUAUGCCCUUACUUGCGUACGUGUUUAAUUAUUCUUGUUAGAGUUAGUCAAUAGAGUUGUAAUACCACAUUAAUGGGAUAAGAAAAUUAUAAGAGUUUA